AAUUGACCCAGGGUGCAGACAGUGCAAAAGGAUAAGAAUAAAUAAGGAUGUCAAAGAGAAUAGAAGAGGUUAUACAAAAAUAAAAAUAAAUAAGAGCAAUCCAGUAGUGCAAAUAAGAAAAUGCAAACAAUUCAAAUGGUGCAAAUAUGCAACAAGUAAAAUAGCAGCUUGCAUACCAGACAAGAACAGUAAAUGGUAAAUGAGUAUAUGAGGUACUUAAAGUGGCUGGUGCAUUUAUAAAGAUAUAUCAGUAUAAUGCAAAAUACAGUACAGGCUAUAUAUACAGUAUAUUUUAAUGUUUGUGUAUUUUACUGUAUGUUCAGUGAGUGGUGGAGGUUGUCAUGUGCUGACAUUGCAAUAACAUCAAUAAAUAUUUAUGCAAAAACAAGCCUGGAUUGUUAUAAGCCAACUCCCACCCAGUGUACUAUUGUUAUGUCUUCAAGCUGUGAACAGCGUCUACUGCAGAGGGGGGGAGGCGCCCACACCAACAAACAAUUUGUGGGCUCAUUUUAAAAUCUUAUGGUGUCUUAAACAUUAUUAGCCCCAUCGAUUAAAACCCAGCGCUUUGUCAUUUUAAUACCCUCGUAAAAAUACAUUUUUAAUGACUUAUAUUGCCUUUCUGCGGUGAAAUAAGAGUUAUUAUGUUCCGGCGCUCCCCUCCCGCUGCGGGCGAACGUGGUACAGUCCAUAAUGUGAAGCGGCACUGUGCCCCUCACGUCAGUUUAUGGUAAGUCCGUGUCCACUCCUGCUAUACCGACGGCGUCUAUCGGCUCUAUAAUCCGCCGUGUGAACCGGGAUGCUGGGGGAUCCAUGAAGCCGUGGACUCCCGGGCACGGUUCUGUCACCACCAGGAAAUGAAUGUUGUUUAUACCUCGUCUGUGUCUCUCAUUAGCAGUAAACACGCAGCAGCACAGCCCGCGUGAGAGAAAGGUCCCUCUGAAUUUUAGCCGUUAUUUUUUUGAAAUUCUUUGACGGUUGAGAAGCAGCAGCAGCCACAGGGAGCAGAACCAACAAGCCGCGGCCGCUUGACAGGUGCCGUCGCCCGGCUCUGCGUGGAGAGAUGCCGCCCGUCCAGAGAACGAUGUCCGAUCUUCGUACCCGGGCGGAGGGAUAUGAAAAGACAGAGGACACAUCAGAAAAGACGUCCUUAGCUGACCAAGAAGAUGCCCGAAUGAUAUACCUCAACCAGCCGCAGUUCACCAAGUUUUGCAGCAAUCGAGUCAGCACAGCCAAAUAUAAUGUCCUCACCUUCCUCCCACGCUUCCUCUACUCACAGUUCAGGAGGGCAGCCAACGCCUUCUUUCUCUUCAUUGCACUGUUGCAGCAAAUCCCAGAUGUGUCUCCCACUGGUCGCUGGACCACACUGGUGCCGCUGCUCUUCAUCCUGGUUGUGGCUGCUGUCAAGGAGUUUAUUGAGGAUCUGAAACGUCACAAUGCUGACAGUGUUGUCAACAAAAAGGAAUGUCAAGUACUGAGAAAUGGUGCCUGGGAGAUCGUGCACUGGGAGAAGGUGGCUGUUGGGGAAGUAGUCAGAGCUGCAAAUGGGGAUCACCUCCCGGCUGACCUCGUCAUACUGUCGUCCAGUGAACCACAGGGUAUGUGCUACAUUGAAACAUCUAACUUGGAUGGAGAGACGAACCUUAAAAUCAGACAGGGUCUCCAAGUGACUUCAGACAUAAAGGACAUCGACAGCCUGAUGCGUCUCUCCGGGCGCAUGGAGUGCGAGAGCCCAAACCGCCAUCUGUACGAGUUUGUCGGGAACAUCCGCCUGGAUGGACACAGUACGGUACCACUGGGUCCAGACCAGAUCUUACUGAGAGGAGCCCAGCUGAGGAACACUCAGUGGGUGCAUGGUGUGGUGGUCUACACUGGACAUGACACAAAACUCAUGCAGAAUUCCACCCGGCCUCCUCUGAAGCUGUCCAACGUGGAGCGCAUCACCAACUUUCAGAUCCUCGUGCUGUUUGGCUGCCUGCUGGCCAUCUCUCUGGUCUGCUCCAUCGGCCAAACCAUCUGGAAGUACCAGUACGGCAAUGCUGCCUGGUACAUGGAUCUCAACUAUGGCGGGGCAGCUAACUUUGGCCUCAACUUCCUCACCUUCAUCAUCCUGUUCAACAACCUGAUCCCCAUCAGUCUCCUGGUCACACUGGAGGUUAUCAAGUUCAUCCAGGCCUUUUUCAUCAACUGGGACACUGAUAUGCUCUAUGAGCCAACAAACACACCUGCCAUGGCUCGCACGUCCAAUCUGAAUGAAGAACUCGGCCAGGUGAAAUACAUUUUCUCCGACAAGACAGGGACACUGACCUGCAACGUGAUGCAGUUCAAGAAGUGCACCAUUGCUGGUGUGGCCUAUGGUCACGUCCCCGAGGCUGAGGAUGGUAGUUUUGCGGAGGAUGACUGCCACAGCACACAAUCAUUGGACGAGGAGGGAUUUAAUGACCCGAGCUUACUGGAAAACCUCCAAAGUAAUCACCCUACAGCUGCUGUCAUCCUGGAGUUCAUGACCAUGAUGGCCAUCUGUCACACUGCAGUCCCCGAGCGCACAGAUGGAAAGAUCACCUACCAGGCUGCAUCUCCAGAUGAAGGAGCUCUGGUGAGAGCAGCACGAAACCUCGGCUUUGUGUUUUCUGGUCGAACCCCGGACAGCGUCAUUGUGGAAAUGCCUGGAACAGAGGAGAAGUACGAACUGCUUCAUGUGCUGGAGUUUACAAGCGCGAGGAAAAGGAUGUCAGUCAUCAUGCGCACCCCAUCUGGGAAGAUCCGCCUCUACUGCAAAGGAGCUGACACUGUGAUCUACGAUCGCCUGGCAGACAGCUCUAGGUACAAAGAGAUCACAUUGAAGCACCUGGAACAGUUUGCCACUGAGGGGCUACGGACUUUGUGCUUUGCUGUGGCAGAUGUCAGUGAGUCGUCCUAUCAGCAGUGGCUGGAGAUCCAUCACAGAGCCUGCACCUCCCUGCAGAACAGAGCCCUGAAACUGGAGGAGAGCUACGAGCUGAUAGAGAAGAACCUGCAGCUGCUCGGGGCCACAGCGAUAGAGGACAAGCUCCAGGAUAAGGUGCCCGAGACCAUUGAGACUCUGAUGAAGGCGGACAUCAAGAUCUGGAUCCUGACAGGGGACAAACAGGAAACAGCCAUUAACAUUGGACAUUCCUGCAAACUACUGACCAAGAACAUGGGCAUGCUCGUGAUCAAUGAAGACACUCUUGAUAGAACAAGGGAAACACUCAGCCACCACUGUGGAAUGCUGGGAGAUGCCCUCUACAAGGAGAACGACUUUGCUCUCAUUAUUGAUGGAAAGACUCUCAAGUACGCCCUCACAUUCGGAGUGCGACAGUACUUCCUGGACCUCGCCCUGUCCUGUAAAGCUGUCAUAUGCUGCAGAGUAUCUCCUCUUCAGAAGUCAGAGGUGGUGGAGAUGGUGAAGAAACAGGUGAAGGUGAUCACGCUGGCCAUCGGUGAUGGUGCUAACGACGUGGGAAUGAUCCAGACAGCUCAUGUCGGUGUGGGAAUCUCAGGCAACGAGGGUCUGCAAGCAGCAAACUCCUCCGACUACUCUAUUGCCCAGUUCAAAUACUUGAAGAAUCUGCUGCUCGUCCACGGAGCCUGGAAUUACAACCGUGUAGCCAAGUGUAUCCUGUACUGCUUCUACAAGAAUAUUGUCCUCUACAUCAUCGAGAUCUGGUUUGCAUUCGUCAAUGGCUUCUCAGGCCAGAUCCUGUUUGAACGCUGGUGCAUCGGCUUGUACAACGUGAUCUUCACUGCUCUGCCUCCUCUCACACUGGGAAUAUUUGAGCGCUCCUGCAGGAAAGAGAACAUGCUGAAAUACCCAGAGCUCUACAAAACCUCCCAGAAUGCAAUGGGCUUUAACACCAAGGUCUUCUGGGCCCAUUGUCUGAACGGCCUCUUCCACUCCGUCAUCCUCUUCUGGUUCCCCCUUAAAGCCUUCCAGCAUGAUACAGUUUUUGGCAACGGAAGAACUCCAGACUAUCUCCUCUUAGGCAACAUGGUUUACACGUUUGUGGUCAUCACAGUUUGUCUUAAAGCCGGCCUCGAGACCUCAUCCUGGACCAUGUUCAGUCACAUCGCCAUCUGGGGAAGCAUCGGCCUGUGGGUGGUGUUCUUCAUUAUCUACUCCUCCUUGUGGCCCCUCAUCCCUCUGGCUCCCGACAUGUCAGGCGAGGCUGAGAUGAUGUUCUGUUCGGGCGUCUUCUGGAUGGGCCUGUUCUUCAUCCCAGUCACCUCGCUGGUCUUUGACGUGGCCUACAAAGUGGUGAAGAGGGUGUUUUUCAAGACCCUAGUGGAUGAGGUGCAGGAGCUUGAGGCUUUAUCCAAAGACCCUGGAGCAGUGGUGCAUGGAAAGAGUUUGACGGAGAGGGCCCAGCUCCUGAAGAACGUCUUCAAGAAGAGCACAGUCAGUUUGUACCGGUCCGACUCCAUGCAGCAGAACCUGCUCCAUGGCUACGCCUUCUCUCAAGACGAGAACGGAGUGGUGUCUCAGUCUGAGGUCAUCAGAGCGUACGACACCACCAAACAGAGGACCAACGAGUGGUGAGCUGCCGGCCCUCUGGUCGGCCAAUCCGGAGCCACAGCAGCCGUUUCUAAUGGCGAUAUUUGAAGCUUAGCGGGUGAAGACGAGGCGCGAGCGUGUGCCUCCAGCACUGAGGGGAUUUUUUGGACAUGAAUAUGAAACGGACAGAGGAGAGUGUCUUUUGAAAAAGGGAAAAGGAAAAAAAAAAAAACAAGGAACAAAAUAAGUUGUGUUCACUAUCAGCUGUAGUUGUGUGUCCAGCAGACAUGAUGAGCACUGUGCUUUCUUAGCAGUCUGUGGUCUGAAGUUCUUCACUGUUCUCGCUCAGUUUGUCGGAGUGAACGUCUCCUCUUUAUUGACAGCUCAUUAAAUUAAAGUCAAAACUCCUAAACACUGUUAUUAUAGAAGUUAAAACACUGGACGAUGAUUAGUUUUAGAGUAUGUGAACUUGUGAAAGAUUGCCAAAGAGCAGUCGUAUAUACAAUCUUCCAAGUACUAGUGAAUUCGGAAAUGUUUAAACCAAAUGUAACCACACUCCUGAGUGUAUUCCAGCACUAAACGGACCACUUCAGAGCAGACAUUGUAAUAUUUAAAUUUUCGUUUUGCACUUAAGGAAGCAUCUAUUGUGUAAAGCCUUACAUUUGCUCAUGCCUUCAUCCUUGUUUCUUCUAAAACACAUUCGUUUCUCUUUAGUUUCAUUUCUAAAAGUAUGUAGAUAUCGUGCCUGAUUUUAUUAAUUUUGUUCCUUCUUGUUUCUUUUUAAGAAGUUGCGUCCUGCAACUCACUGUAGUCCAGUUUCCACCGUUUUUACAGCAGACGCAUUGCUCUCGACUAGUAAUUGCAUUCCACACAUCACUCCUGUCUCAACAAUCACAACGGUGCCUACGUAGACCUUUUCCCUCAUAGAAGAAACAGAUAGCCAAGAAUAGUUUAGCCAGCUAGCUUAGACCAGUGCUCCACACACACACACACACACACACACACACACACACACACACACACACACACAUAUACACACACACACACCUACUGAAGACAAAAUCACUGUCUCCCCACCACAGUAUUGCACUCGUACAAUGUGAAAACUACAGAGUGCCUUGUGGCACAUGAAUAAACGACGAUUUGUUCCUGCAGAGGUGAACAGGAGGCUCUGUGUUGGUCUUGUUGGAGCGUACGGUGGCGACAGUGUUUCCCUUAAAAUGGAGAUUUUAUCCUUCUAACAUAAGUGCCAUUAGCUUAAGGGAGAGAGAAAUAUUAGCCAGGAAAUCUUCACAACAAUAUCAAAACUACUUUGUCUCUAUAGUUAUUUUGUGGAUUUGUAUUUUUAUAUUGGAGAUGUAUGAAUUUUGCAUUGACUGGCUUUGUAAUGAACUGUCUGUAACUUUUAGUUUUCUUUUUCUUCCUCUGAUAAACUGGCAGGAUAGAAUAGAUCGAAUGAGGAAACUGAGCUUUCUUAAAUGUCUUGUUAUUAUUAUUAUUAAUAUUAAUAUUGUUACAGCUUGAUUUAUUUAUAAUUGACUACUUAAUGUCUGUGUGAUUGCUUUCUUCUCCCUAUGGGAGAUCAGAUCUCUGACUGUGUGAGUGUGUGUGUCAGUUUAUGGCCUGCAUGUGCAUGUGCUGUACGUGUGUGAGUGUGUGUGUGUAUGUAUGUAUGUAUGUAUGUAUGUGUGUGUGUCACCUCUACUGUGGAUAACUUCUAUGUAUGCAUUGCAUGUCUGUGUCCUCUAUGUGAGACCGGGAGUUUCUGGCGUCUCCUGGUGUGUUUCUUUUAUCGUGUGAGUACGACUGUGUGUGUGCGGCUUGCUCCAGUUGUCCGUCUGCACGACUCCAGGUAUAGCUAUGGUGUACUACUGUGUGCUGAUGCAUGGCCCGUAUGGGGAACGUGUGAGUGUUAGUGUGCGGUAUGACUGUGUGUGUGGUCAAACUCUCGACCUCGACUGUGGGAGUUUCUGAUGCUCAGCUCGCUUCGACAGGAGAUGUUGCACAAUGCACUCGAUGUACCUUUCCAGUAGUGGAUAUCUGGUAUUAUCUGGUUUCAGUAUAUGAUUUCUCUUGAGUGUACAUGUUUGUAACUUGUUUUCUUCAUGCAGUGUACCUCUGCUUUACAGGAAAGCUCUUUAGUGAGGGUUAAUGACUAUUUUUUUCUCCGCUGGUCUUUGUUGUUAAAACUUGAUUGGUCGUCAUCUUGUCAAAAAGUUUCCAAAACCGCUGAAUGUGGAUGUCGUCGUUGUGGAAGGCUUGGACUGUUGCUUUCUUUUUCCAGAAAACAUAAAACACACGUUGCUGUCUGUGAAAGUCGUGGGCUGCAUGAAUGGAUAACACAAACUGUUCUCUGAAAUGUUUAACUGUACUACUUUGAUUCUCCCUCGAGUGUUGAUCACUUUACAAAAGAGAAAAAAACGCACCUUUAACUUUACUUUUCGAUAUUUGUUUCUUUUUCCGUCAUUUUGUUCGAUGAUUGUUCUGCAUGUUGGGACUGCAAAACUUAUAAGUGUUGUCUUUUACUGCCAUGAAGGACUACUGAAAUAAACUUUACAAUCAUGGAGGAA
Epinephelus moara (kelp grouper) is the source of this 7080-nucleotide messenger RNA. It is a transcript of the gene atp8a1, whose product is annotated as ATPase phospholipid transporting 8A1. The record is from RefSeq and is a predicted model, not a curated record. Gene Ontology annotation, cellular component: plasma membrane. Gene Ontology annotation, molecular function: ATPase-coupled intramembrane lipid carrier activity; ATP hydrolysis activity; magnesium ion binding. The coding region runs from base 1061 to 4555 and encodes 1164 amino acids. Gene Ontology annotation, biological process: phospholipid translocation. The transcript has 37 exons. Lineage: Eukaryota; Metazoa; Chordata; Actinopteri; Perciformes; Serranidae.